AUGGGCGUGGCUUCCCCCAAGCGGCCGGAGCGCCCGGGGCCCAGCAGACAUGACCUCUCCCAGGUGAGCCCGGCCGCCCGGUGGCCAGACGCCGGGACCCCACCAUAUGCGCUUCGGGCCGAUGGGCGCCGACAGGGGGUUGGAGAGGAGAGCACGUCUCUGGAGAAGCUGGAUAGGAGCACCGGGUGGCCUUGGGCAGGUCACCUGAGCUUCUGGGCCUCUGUGAACCAGUACGUGUGCCCUGGGGAGCAAUGGAGGUGGUUUCAUCCCAACAUCAGCGGGGUCGAGGCGGAACAGCUGCUCCUGUCCAGGGGCCAGCACGGGAGCUUCCUGGCAAGACCCAGCCAGAGCUGCCCUGGGGGCUUCACGCUGUCCGUCAGGCGCCAUGACGAGGUGACCCACAUCAAGGUGCAGAGCACAGGCGACUACUGCGAUCUGUACGGAGGGGAGAAGUUCGCGACGCUGGCCGAGCUGGUGCAGCACCACACAGGCCAGCGCGGGGGUCUGCUUCGGGAGCGCGGGGGCGCCCCCGUGGAGCUCCGGCACCCGCUGGGCUGCCAGGACCCCACGUCGGAACGGUGGUAUCACGGGCACCUGUCUGGCAAGGAGGCCGAGAAGCUGCUGAUGGAGAAGGGGCGUCCGGGCAGCUUUCUGGUUCGGGAGAGUCAGAGCAAGCCUGGGGACUUCGUGCUGUCAGCGCUCACACAGCAGCUGGACAGGGCGGACCGCCAGCCACGCGUCACCCACGUCAGGAUCCACUUCCAGCCAGAUGGGAAGUGCGAUGUGGGAGGCGGCGAGCGGUUCGACACCCUGGGAGACCUGGUGGAAAGCUACAGGAAGAACCCCCUGGUGGAGAGAUCGGGGGCCGUGGUGCACCUCGGGCAGCCCCUCAAGACCACGAGAAUCAGCGCCACAAGCAUUGGGAGCCGUGUGCGGGAGCUCAGCCAGGCCACAGACGCCAGCGAGAAGGCCAAGCAGGGCUUCUGGGAGGAGUUUGAGGUGUCGACCUGCUGCCUGCUGCCCCCCGCUGACUUCCAUUCCCGGGCUGCAGCGAGGAUGCUGCAGCAGCAGGAAUGCCGGCUCCUGUAUCCCCGGAAGGAGGGCCAGAGGCUGGAGAACAAGCCCAAGAAUCGAUACAAGAACAUCCUUCCCUUUGAUACCACCCGUGUCAUCCUGCGUGAUGUGGAUGACAGUGUGCCUGGAGCCGACUACAUCAACGCCAACUACAUCAGGAGUGACCCAGAGGAGAAGCCAGGCCACGGACCGGGCAAGGUGUACAUCGCCACCCAGGGCUGUCUGCCAACUACAGUGGCUGCCUUCUGGGCCAUGGUGCACCAGGAGAACACGCGUGUCAUCGUUAUGACCACCAGGGAGGUGGAACGAGGCCGGGACAAGUGUUUCCGAUACUGGCCAGAGCUGCACGGCAGCCAGGACUACGGCCGCCUGCGUGUGUGCAACGUGGCUGAGCACCAGGCCCAGGGCUAUUGUGUGCGGGAGCUGCGGGUGUGGCGGGCAGACCGGGGUCACAGCCCUGUCAGCAGGGCAGGUGCCUGGGACGCGCCCAGACGUACCUGCUGGCGCUCACGAGCCCGCCCUGCCCAGGAGGAGUCGCCGCGCACGGUGAAGCACUGCCAGUACUUGAGCUGGCCGGACCAUGGGGUCCCGGCCGAGCCCACCGGCGUCCUUGGCUUCCUGGACGAGGUGAACCAGGCCCAGAGCAGCAUGCUGGGGGCCGGACCCAUGGUAGUACACUGCAGCGCCGGCAUCGGACGCACUGGCACCAUCAUUGUGAUUGACAUCCUGGUGGACGUCAUUCGCAGGCAGGGGCCGGACUGCGACAUCGACGUCCUCAAGACGAUCCAGCUGGUGCGGCGGCAGCGCUCGGGGAUGGUGCAGACCGAGGCGCAGUACAAGUUCGUGUACUUGGCGCUGCAGCGGUACAUCCAGGGCGAGCAGCUGCGCCUGCGCGAGCAGGUGGGGGCGGGGCCGCGCCGGGGUGGAGCCUGCGGGGGCAUCGCCAUGGCGACCCGCGGCCCCUCCCCUCAGCGCGAGCCGCGGGAGGAAGGCGACUCCCUGAACGUGGGCGCCUCGCCCGCCGACCCCGGCCGCAGCCCCGGACCCGCGCCGCCCCGGGCGCCGGCGGCGACCCCGGAGGCCUCCGGCCGCGCGUACGGGAACCUGCGGGACCUCUGGCCGUGAGGGCUCCGCGCGCGCGCGCCCCGGGCGGGGCUGGAGCCGCGCGAGAAGCCGGGAGCCCGGCGAGGCCGGCCCUCGCGUUCCUCCAGAGCGCUGUGUUUAGGACCGUGCAGACCGACGCCCAGCCCCGAGCGCCGCGGGGAGAGGGUCCGGGGCUGCCCCGCAGACCCUCCCAGACCAGGUCCGCACGCCCAGAAAUGGCGAGGGGCGGCCCGGAGAUCCGGUGUGCCUGCCCCUCCUGGAGGAGGGGAGACAGGCCUGCAGGGCUGCGCUUUGCGUCCGUGUGUGACCACCUGCUCGGCGCAGUGGCCACCGUGCCUUGUGUGUGCCGCAGGUUUGCGGGUCAGCCUAUGUGUGGAACGUGAGUGACCAGCAAGUGCGUGCCAGUCUGUGGUCACCAGCGUUUGUGCCCCUCUCCCCUGCCUCCUUCAUGCCCCCCACCCCUUCGGAGCUGCUUCUCAGCCCUGCGCAUAGCGGUGUCUAGGAUGUGGCCCAGGCGGUGGCUCGGCCCCUGCCCGUGCCCAGGCCUUGCCCAGACCGUCAUGUCGCGGUCACGCCUGGGUACAUGCUUGUUGAGUGAGGAAAUAUGUGACGUGCUCAUGUGACCACGGUGACAAGGGCGAGGCUCUGUGUGUGCCUGACUGGUUUGUGAUGGUGUGAUGUCACUGGCAUGUGGUCUGUGGUCACACCCUCCCAUCACGGAUGGCCCUGUGGCUUUGUGGUCUCCUCAGUAAAGUGCCUUCUUCUCAGUUUUGUGUCUUUGUCAGGGCCUGGAGAAAGGGUGCGUGUGGGUCCCCACGACCGGGCCCAACUUCCCCAGGGUCUCUGUGAGCCAGAGGCCCGGCUGGUUGGAGCAGGAAGUCCUGGGCUUUGGGAUGAGGGGUGAGGAGGCUGAGGCCUGUGCGAGCCAGCACUGGCCUGGCCUCUCUUUGCCGUGCCAACCUGGUGGUGCAGGAUUCCUGGGCCGAGAGCAAAACCGAGUCUGGAAGGUGGGGGUUAGCAGGACUCCCGCCCAGCCCUCCUGACACUGGCUUCCCCAGCUGGGCCUGGCCCGGGGAGGGUCUUCUGGAGGAACCUGAGGACCGUGGGUCUUCAGGACACACUGGUUGUCGCCACCUCCGCUUCUGUGCACACUUGGGCCUCGGUUCCCGGGGGUCAUGGGGUCCUGCAGCACUCCCGUCGGGGCUCCAGGCGGGGCUGUGGGGCCAUGACUUCUGGGGGAUGCAGCCUGGGAUGACCGUGGUGAGGGGUGGGGAGGCGGGCUCUGGACCAGGCCAAGGCCCCACACCAGUCCCGCCUGCCCCAGGUGCUCCAGGCCUUCCCCAUCUCCCUGGGGCAGGCAAGUCCAGAUCUGCUCCAGCCCAUCCACAGUCCUGAGGGGACAAGAGUUGGCCCCCUAGAACCUGGGGCCACCCACCCUAUGCGCUGCUGGGAGUCCAGGCCAGUGGGGGUGUCCUCUGGAUCCAGGGUGUUUGUGGAAGGGGCGGAUUGUGGGCUUUUCUGGAGGGAGGGGCUUAAUGCUGCAGGAAAGAGGACACAGGGUGAGGACCCCUUACCAAUUGUGGGUACAAAAUAAUUUAUUUAAAAAUGUACAGUUCAGGAGGGUGGGAUGGGCACCGGGGGCUGGGCUCCCUGCCACUGCUUUCUGUCCCCCUGGCCACCCAAGGGACGAGGCCAGCCCAGCCUGGGGAAGGGAGGAGCUGUGGGGGAAAUGUGAAAAUAAAAUAAGAAUGGCGAGGGCUUCCUAGGUGGCGCAGUGGUUGGGAAUCUGCCUGCCAAUGCAGAGGUCACGGGUUUGAUCCAGGAAGAUCCCACAUGCCACGGAGCAACUAAGCCCGUGUGCCAAAGAAAAAAAAAAAAAAGAA
This is a messenger RNA of Hippopotamus amphibius kiboko, 4061 nucleotides long. RefSeq names its product tyrosine-protein phosphatase non-receptor type 11-like. NCBI's taxonomy places the organism in Eukaryota, Metazoa, Chordata, Mammalia, Artiodactyla, Hippopotamidae. The coding region runs from base 1 to 2199 and encodes 732 amino acids. Gene Ontology annotation, molecular function: protein tyrosine phosphatase activity. The record is from RefSeq and is a predicted model, not a curated record. Gene Ontology annotation, biological process: protein dephosphorylation. The transcript is spliced from 16 exons.